AUGAUCGGAUUAAAAACAGAUUCAACCUCUAUCGGUUCGAUUGGAAUUAUAAUAUCAUCGUGGCUUCUUUCUGCAAGCUUUAUCCUUACGAUCGAUUCUUUUUCAAGAACAUUUGUAAAGAAUAACAUCAAGGAGGCCAAGUGGCUCCUCUAUGCCGUCAAUCUGGCGGUCCUUAUUAACGAAAUAAUCAUGCUACCUCAAGUAAUAGCCAGUUCAAAUUGCUUAAAUGCGAGCAAGAGCCCAGACUGCCGUGCAAACUCCGUGAGUUUUACACGGUGUACUGAUCAAACAUCAGUACGCCUAUUUUACUCUCUGGAUGUGAUCAAAUACGCCGCAUAUGUUGUUUCCAAAACGGGUAUUCUGCAUCUUUCGUAUCAACGAUGUGAAGCGGUCUAUGAGCCUGUUAAAAGACUAGCCUUUAAACGCUUCCAUCUAAUUGUUCUUGUAUUACGCACCUCAGAAAUUACUUCCUUGGUGAUAAUUACUAUAAUAGAUGCCGUCAAGUGCAUGGGAUCGUACUGCAGUCCAGCAUGUUCGUUUAUACCUACUUCUUGGACUGUACGAGAGAUGAUGGUACCCUUUUUUCGCAUUUACUACAUUUUUCUCGAGAUUAUUUUUUAUAGAGAACUUCUUCGCAUUGUAAAAUCCAACAGAAGUGAACAAAAUUAUCGGGACCUUAUUCACCAGAUAAUUCUCUUCUCGAUAGAUAUAUUACAGCUCAUAGCCAUGUGUAUUUAUCGAUUAUUAGGAUUUGAGUAUAAUCUACCCAGUCAUCUUUAUGCCGAGCUCUUUAGUACAGCAUAUACGGUUUAUGUAAUGACUAGAUUUUGGGACAGAAUAAGGAGGAUAUUUGGUAGCCAGUCUGGGUGA
Acaulospora morrowiae is the source of this 870-nucleotide messenger RNA. Lineage: Eukaryota; Fungi; Glomeromycota; Glomeromycetes; Diversisporales; Acaulosporaceae. The record is from the annotation of a GenBank genome assembly.